UUAUUUUUUUUUUUUUUUUCACUCUUUUUGGUCUCAUUUCUCGGUUAAUUAUUUUCACUUUAUUUUUUGCAGGCUGAAAUUACCUCUGCUUUCAGGCAACCUGUAGAAUACCGCCCCACCGUUUUUUUCGACGCCUGAAAUUCAGAGGCGGCCAGUUUCAUUUUCUCAGUAAACAAACACUUAUAUUUUUUCUCUCCAUGUUAUUGUGAUUUUUCUUGAACUGUUUUUGGGUGUUCAAGGGCACUAUCUGAGCUCAAAUGUGAAAAGGGUCUGACACAGGACAGUCUAAGUUUUGUAGUGUUGAAAGAAUUAUUUGGAGCGUGGGAGUUACAGUCAGAGUUGCUCGUGUGAGUGUCUGACUUGUAGAAUAUCAAGCUCGUUAACGCCAGUGGUGGUUUUAUGAAACUGUUGGUUUAUGAAUGGAAGCAAGAGACGGCAUGAGCACCGGAGUUACUGUGAUAGGAGCAGAAGCUCCAUCGGCUUAUCAUGUAGCACCAAGGACCGAAAACCUUAGUCAGAAUCCGGCUGCCGGUUCACCAGCACUGGCUGCGGAUUCACCUGUUAGCGGGGGAGUGGCCGGAACAACGGGAAAGAAGAAGCGAGGUAGACCAAGAAAGUAUGGACCGGAUGGGUCGGUCGCUGCGGCAUUAUCACCGAUGCCAAUUUCAUCUUCGGCUCCACCUGGAGGCAACUUCCCGGCCACGAAGCGUGGGAAAGUGCGGCCUAGUGGUUUGGAGUAUAAACAGCAUAAAAAAAUGGGAAUGGAAAAUUUUGGAGAGUUGAAUGCAUGUUCUAUGGGUACAAGUUUCCUGCCCCAUAUCAUCACUGUCAAUGCUGGAGAGGACAUUACAAUGAAGGUUAUAUCAUUUUCUCAACAAGGACCUCGAGCUAUUUGCAUCUUAUCUGCUAAUGGAGUAAUUUCAAAUGUUACACUUCGACAGCCUGAUUCUUCUGGGGGUACUUUAACAUAUGAGGGACGUUUUGAGAUACUUUCCUUGUCUGGAUCUUUUAUUCCUACAGAGACUCAAGGAACAAGGAGCAGGUCAGGUGGAAUGAGUGUCUCUUUGGCAAGCCCUGAUGGUCGUGUUGUCGGGGGAGGAGUUGCUGGACUUCUGGUAGCUGCUAGUCCAGUGCAGGUCGUGGUAGGUAGUUUUCUACCAAGCAGCCAGCAUGAGCAGAAACCAAAGAAGCAGAAGAAUGAGAACAUCCAUGCUAUUGUUACACCAGCUACCACCAUAGCGGCUAUGGUACCUGAUUUCAAUGCUGAAAAUGAGGAGGGCCUGGGAGGAAAUGGACAGCAAAAUUCUAGCACCCCAAUACCAAACCUUGCUUCUCCGUCCUUCCGACGAGACAACUGGCCUAUCAUGCACACUAUGCAGGAAUCUAGAAACUCUGCAACUGAUAUCAAUAUAUCCUUACCUGGAAAUUAACGUGAUUAGCUGCAAUCAAGGAUUAUUCUGGAAGUCAAUUGCUGACUAUAUUGUUUCCUGAUCUUGAUCUUUUACAAUGCAUCAACGAGUCUUGCUUCAAAUAUCUAGAUUUGCCUUUGAAAGUUAUUGAUUGUUGUAAUAGGAGGAAGUAGGGUAACCGUUUCUGAACUUCCAUCUAGGUUGAUACGUUUCUGAUGGUAGGGUAUCUGAUUUGUAGGCUAAUUAUGAAGGUUUCUGCAGGUGCUAUGAGUAAGAUCUUUGGAUUCAAUUGCAAA
Molecule: messenger RNA, 1705 nt
Organism: Carya illinoinensis
Lineage: Eukaryota; Viridiplantae; Streptophyta; Magnoliopsida; Fagales; Juglandaceae
Product: AT-hook motif nuclear-localized protein 1-like
Exons: 6
Coding region: 420-1430 (336 amino acids)
Molecular function (GO): minor groove of adenine-thymine-rich DNA binding
Source: RefSeq, a predicted model, not a curated record